GUGAUUAGCCAAAACCUUGUUUCCAGUCGGACACAAUAUCAUAGAGCACAGUGUAGUUGUUCGGGCUAGUUUCCAGGAUGAAAUGAUGAAGUUAGUUGAUUAUGAGACAAGUAGUAUAAUUUGCAGCUCGUCUCAAUGGACCCGGUGCACAGAGCUCUGCUGCGGACGCACAGACUGCAGCUGUCCGGGCAGCUGCUGGUCAGCGACUCUAUCGUUCCGUUUCUGUACCAGGAGAACAUUUUAACAGAGGCUCAGGUGGAGGACAUCGAGUCUCAGCCGACAAACAGACAGAAAAGCCUGAAGCUGCUGGACAUCCUGCCGAGCCGCGGGCCCCGGGCCUUCGACUCGUUCCUGCGGUCUCUGGAGGAGUUCCGCUGGGUCAGAGACCAACUGCUGCUGGAGCUCCAGACACGACCUGGACCCAGCUCAACAGAGCGUUGGCCAGCCGCGUCCACGACGCCUGCAGGAAGUGAAAGCUUGCUCUCUAAAGUUUGCCUCUCUGCUUCAAACCACAUCAGACUGAGAAGGAAACCAAACGAGAGGAAGGAAAAGGUUUCUCUUCUGUUCUCUACAAUCUUGGUCUUCAUCUCUGAAGCUGGUCUGCAGCCUGCAGCUGUGAACUUUGCUCCUUUAAACACUGCUGAGCAGUUGGUCUCUGCUGUCUGUCGGCCAGCAGACGUCUGCCGGCCUCCAGACUCGGUUCUCCAGAAGGUCCCUUCGGAUCGGGAGCUGUCCCGGCUGGCGUCUCGGCUCGGGGCCGAGUGGGAGUCGGUCCUGAUGGACCUGGGUCUGUCGGCGGAGGCUUUGUUCCGGUGCCGGUCCGACCACUCGCUCAGCACUCAGGGCGCGGCUCUGGCCGGGCUGGUCCGGUGGAGACGAAGCGAAGGGAAGAAAGCCACCGUCGAGAGGCUGCUGCGGAGUCUGACGGCCGCCGGCGUCCAUCCGGCGGUCCUGGAGGACGUCCUGAUGUGACCGGGGACUGGUCUAAUCUGUCCACGGGUCAGCGCCGAGGCUCUAAGGGCUGUAACGGACGUUUUUAGAAAAGUGACGGACAUUUUGUUAUCGGCCUUUUUUAUUCGACGACGAUCCUUUUAAUCAGGCUUUAACUCCUGGAAUCAGUUUAUCUCCUAAAUAUUAAAACCACACUGCUUCACACUCA
Messenger RNA from Siniperca chuatsi (mandarin fish), 1159 nucleotides. RefSeq names its product CASP2 and RIPK1 domain containing adaptor with death domain (gene cradd). The record is from RefSeq and is a predicted model, not a curated record. NCBI's taxonomy places the organism in Eukaryota, Metazoa, Chordata, Actinopteri, Centrarchiformes, Sinipercidae. Gene Ontology annotation, biological process: regulation of apoptotic process; signal transduction. The transcript has 3 exons. The coding region runs from base 136 to 972 and encodes 278 amino acids. Gene Ontology annotation, molecular function: protease binding; death domain binding. Gene Ontology annotation, cellular component: CBM complex.